Messenger RNA from Hevea brasiliensis (rubber tree), 2230 nucleotides. RefSeq names its product pyruvate kinase, cytosolic isozyme. Gene Ontology annotation, molecular function: magnesium ion binding; pyruvate kinase activity; potassium ion binding. The record is from RefSeq and is a predicted model, not a curated record. NCBI's taxonomy places the organism in Eukaryota, Viridiplantae, Streptophyta, Magnoliopsida, Malpighiales, Euphorbiaceae. Gene Ontology annotation, biological process: glycolytic process. Gene Ontology annotation, cellular component: cytoplasm. The transcript is spliced from 3 exons. Bases 383 to 1900 code for a protein of 505 amino acids.
CUUUUAAUUCAUUAAAGUAUAUAUACAUAAAACUCCUUUUUCUGGUGGGCCAAACCAUUUGGAAACUGCCUGUCGUUUCAUAAAAAACCGAGGCGCAAAACAAAUGCUGCCGCAAGAGCUCUCGAAUCCUUGCCCUUAUUUUACGUCUUCUUCCUCAAGGAAUACUAGUUGUCUUCUUAAAAAUCAAACCUUUCCCUUGCCAAUCACAUAACCCAUCUCUUUUCUUUCGCUUUCUAAGUCUCUAACUCCCUUCUUAUAUCUCUCACGUACACAGCUCUCUCCAUCUUCCGCGAUAACAAUCCGGGUCUUAUUGUUUUCCUUCUUUUUUGUACCCUUUUGCCAAUAUAUAUAUAUAGAGAGCCAUUUUUUAGUGAUAUCAGAAAUGAACAACGGCGAAGCAGAGGCUGUUAUAAUGGAGGAGAAGCCCAAGACGAAGAUUGUUUGCACCCUUGGACCCGCAUCCAGAUCUGUGCCUAUGAUCGAAAAGCUGUUGAAGGCUGGCAUGAACGUCGCUCGCUUUAACUUCUCUCAUGGAUCUCAUGAGUACCACCAGGAAACCCUUGACAAUCUCAGGGCCGCCAUGGUUAACACUGGGAUUCUCUGUGCUGUCAUGCUUGACACCAAGGGACCAGAGAUUCGAACUGGGUUCUUGAAGGAUGGCAAGCCCAUCCAGCUUAAACAGGGUCAAGAUAUCAGCAUAUCUACUGACUAUAGUAUAAAAGGUGAUGAAAAUAUGAUUUGCAUGAGCUACAAAAAGUUGGCUGUGGAUGUCAAGCCUGGGAUGGUUAUACUUUGCGCAGACGGCACAAUCUCAUUUACAGUUCUAUCAUGUGACAUUAAAGCGGGUUUGGUUCGAUGUCGGUGUGAGAACUCUGCAGUUCUUGGUGAGAGGAAAAAUGUUAAUCUUCCUGGAGUGAUAGUGGAUCUUCCAACUUUGACAGAGAAAGACAAGGAAGAUAUUUUGAAGUGGGGAGUUCCCAAUCAAAUUGACAUGAUUGCUCUAUCUUUUGUACGAAAAGGAUCAGAUCUCGUUGAAGUACGGAAGUUGCUCGGGAAAAAUGCUAAGAAUAUCCUUCUCAUGUCAAAGGUUGAAAACCAAGAAGGGGUUGCUAAUUUUGAUGAUAUCUUAGCAAAUUCAGAUGCAUUUAUGGUUGCACGUGGUGACCUUGGAAUGGAAAUUCCAAUUGAAAAGAUUUUUCUAGCACAGAAAGUGAUGAUCUACAAGUGCAAUAUUCAAGGAAAACCCGUUGUUACUGCAACCCAGAUGUUGGAGUCCAUGAUCAAGUCACCCCGACCAACUAGAGCUGAAGCCACUGAUGUUGCCAAUGCAGUUCUUGAUGGUUCUGACUGUGUGAUGCUGAGUGGUGAAACAGCAGCUGGAGCAUAUCCAGAGCUGGCAGUUCGGACAAUGGCAAAAAUAUGUGUAGAAGCAGAAAGCACCCUUGAUUAUGGAGAUGUCUUCAAACGAGUCAUGGAACAUUCACCUGUGCCCAUGAGCCCAUUGGAGAGUCUGGCAUCUUCUGCUGUUAGAACAGCCAAUUCAGCAAAAGCAUCUCUCAUAUUGGUCUUAACAAGGGGAGGAAGUACCGCAAAACUGGUGGCUAAAUACCGACCUGGCUUGCCAAUUUUAUCUGUGGUUGUACCUGAGAUUGAGACUGAUUCCUUUGAUUGGUCCUGCAGUGAUGAAGCUCCUGCAAGGCAUAGCCUAAUUUUUCGUGGGUUGGUGCCAGUUUUAUAUGCAGGGUCUGCUAGGGCUUCUCAUGCAGAGACAACGGAGGAAGCUUUAGAUUUUGCUAUUCAACAUGCCAAGGCAAAAGGACUAUGCAAGAAUGGAGAUUCUGUGGUGGCUUUGCACCGAGUUGGAACUGCAUCCGUAAUCAAGAUUAUAACUGUGAAGUGAUCUUAUUAGAGAACUUUUGUUCCAGUUUCUUGCUUCUCAUUGGUCAAGGAUGAGGGAAAGACGUUGCUGAUUAUGUCAGUUUUUCUGGCGCCCCCCUUUUCUUCCCCUUUUCCCUUUCAUUUUUCCUGUUUUGAAAUGAACCUCAAUUAUCAGCAAUAUCAUGUUGUUAUGGUUGCUUCGAUUUUUGAUUGUAGAACUAAUGGCCUGUGCUGGGAUGCAUCCCAGUGAGUGAGAUUGAGACUUGAGAAAUUACGUUUGUUGUGCAAGAAACUGUCAUUUCCUUGCCCUUUCAAUGUGCGAUUCCAGAAGCUGCAUUUUCAGCUGUGCAAA